AUGGGAAACCCAGAGAACAUUGGAGAUGCAUAUGUUGCUGUGAUUCGUCCAAAAAAUACUGCUAGCCUGAAUUCUCGGGAAUAUCGAGCAAAGUCCUAUGAAAUUCUGUUGCUCGAAGUUCCCAUUGAAGGCCAAAAGAAAAAGAGAAAGAAAGUUUUGUUGGAAACUAAACUGCAGGGAGGCACUGAGAUAACCCAGAGCAUCUUGGAUUAUGUGUUAGAAGCCACCAAACCAAUUUCGCCGGCCAAUCAGGGUAUUAAAGGAAAGCGUGUAGUGUUAAUGAAGAAAUUCCCUCUGGAUGGAGAGAAGGCAGGCCAGGAGGCAUCACUUUACAUUGUUCCAACUGUUGUGAAAGAUAAUACAAAAUAUCCGUACAGCCCUGGAUGCCCUGUCUUCUACUGUUUACAAGACAUCAUGAGGGUCUGCAGUGAAUCCAGCACCCAUUUUGCUACACUAACUGCAAGAAUGUUAAUUACCUUGGAUAAGUGGUUGGAUGAACGGCACACCCAGUCUCACUCCAUCCCAGCUUUAUUCAGACCAUCUCCUCUUGAGAGAAUUAAAACAAAUGUAAUAAACCCUGCCUAUGCUAUAGAACCUGGUCAAACAGAGAGCUCAUUACACAUGGGUUAUACUGCCCUGGAAAUAAAGAGUAAAAUGCUAGCACUGGAGAAAGCAGAUAUGUGUAUCUAUAAUCCUUUGUUUGGAUCCGACCUUCAAUAUACCAAUAGGGUGGACAAAGUGGUAAUAAAUCCAUACUUUGGCCUUGGAGCCCCAGACUAUUCAAAGAUUCAGAUUCCUAAAAGAGAAAAGUGGCAACGUAGCAUGAGCAGUGUCACAGAGGACAAGGAGCACCAGUGGGUAGAUGACUUCCCUCUUCACCGCAGUGCUUGUGAAGGUGACUCUGAUUUAUUAAGCCACCUUCUGGACAAAAAGUUUUCUGUCAAUCAGCUAGACAGUGACCACUGGGCACCUAUCCAUUAUGCAUGCUGGUAUGGAAAAGUAGAAGCUACUCGAAUGCUCUUGGAGAAAGGGAAAUGCAAUCCAAAUCUUUUGAAUGGCCAACUUAGCUCUCCUCUUCAUUUUGCUGCUGGAGGUGGGCAUGCCGAAAUAGUACAAAUUCUACUAAAUCAUCCAGAAAUUGACAGACACAUUACUGAUCAACAAGGAAGAUCUCCCCUGAAUGUCUGUGAAGAGAACAAACAAAAUGAGUGGGAAGAAGCUGCAAAACUGCUGAAGGAAGCCAUAAAUAAACCUUACGAGAAGGCACGAAUUUACCGUAUGGAUGGGUCCUACCGCUCUGUUGAGCUAAAGCAUGGGAACAAUACUACUGUGCAGCAGAUCAUGGAGGGGAUGCGUCUGUCUCAAGAGACUCAGCAGUACUUCACUAUCUGGAUCUGUUCUGAAAACCUCAGCCUCCAGCUGAAGCCAUAUCACAAGCCUUUGCAGCAUAUUCGGGACUGGCCUGAAAUAUUCACUGAACUGACAAACUUGGAUCCUCAAAGGGAAACUUCACAGCUUUUCCUGAGAAGAGAUGUGAGACUUCCACUGGAAAUAGAAAAAAAGAUUGAGGAUCCAUUGGCUAUUCUUAUCCUUUUUGAUGAAGCCAGAUAUAAUUUACUGAAAGGUUUCUAUACGUCACCUGAUGCCAAGCUGAUCACACUGGCAAGUCUGCUUCUACAAAUAGUCUAUGGAAAUUAUGAGAGCAAGAAACAUAAACAAGGUUUUCUAAAUGAAGAAAAUCUUAAAUCUAUAGUACCCAUCACUAAACUAAAAAGUAAAGCUCCUCACUGGACAAACAGGAUACUUCAUGAAUACAAGAACCUGAGCACCAGUGAAGGUGUGAGUAAGGAGAUGCACCACCUGCAGCGCAUGUUCCUGCAGAACUGCUGGGAAAUUCCUACCUAUGGAGCAGCUUUUUUCACAGGACAGAUAUUCACCAAAGCAAGUUCAAGUAGCCACAAAGUCAUCAAAGUGUAUGUAGGAGUAAAUGUAAAAGGGCUGCACCUACUCAACAUGGAAACAAAGGCUUUACUCCUCAGCCUAAAGUAUGGUUGCUUUAUGUGGCAGUUGGGAGAUGGAGAUACAUGUUUUCAAAUCCACAGUCUGGAAAACAAAAUGAGCUUUAUUGUGCAUACCAAACAGGCAGGUCUCGUCAUAAAACUUCUGAUAAAAUUGAAUGGCCAGUUAAUGUCCAGUGAAAGAAACGAAUGAUGGAAAUCAGCAGAAGUUAUGAAACAGCAUCUGAUGGCCAAGCAAAAAACAGCUUCUCAUUGUAACAGAAGACUUCCAUGUACAUGAAUUUUAGACAACAGAAAAGUCACUUUGUACAGUUUUUUUUAACUUUGUACAGAAGCUGCAUGGUUUAUUUUUCUAAAAAGCUAUACAACAUAUUAUUUUUAUAAAUAUUUUUGUGUUUCAUAUAUAGGCAUUUGU
This is a messenger RNA of Merops nubicus (carmine bee-eater), 2433 nucleotides long. RefSeq names its product KRIT1, ankyrin repeat containing (gene KRIT1). Gene Ontology annotation, cellular component: plasma membrane; cytoskeleton. The record is from RefSeq and is a predicted model, not a curated record. Gene Ontology annotation, biological process: regulation of establishment of cell polarity; cell redox homeostasis; negative regulation of angiogenesis. Lineage: Eukaryota; Metazoa; Chordata; Aves; Coraciiformes; Meropidae. The transcript is spliced from 16 exons. Gene Ontology annotation, molecular function: protein binding. Bases 1 to 2211 code for a protein of 736 amino acids.